CAACAACAAGAAAACCUUUCAAUUGUGUGUGUGUGUUCAUGUAAAUCUCUGCAGGUGAAAAAAAAUUUUUUGUGUGCAUUUUUUAAUAUAGAACAAAUGACAACAUCCAAACAAAACAAAACAAAAAAAAAUUCAAAAUCUUCAGCCCUUCCAUUUCAUUCCGCACACACACACACACAAAUCAUGUAAGUUGAAAGAUCAAAGUCAUCAUCAUCAUCAUCAUCGAAUUGUUCUCGAAAAAAAAAAUUUAUUGUUCAACUUUUUUAUCUUCUGUGUGUGUGUGUAUGUGCAUUUGUUCCACCAUUAUCUCUUUGUUCCAUAUUGUUAAAGGUCUUUUUUGCUCUCUCUAUUUCGCUUUCCUGAGUCAUCACAUAUAUCUCUGGAUCAUGGAUCUUAAUUUUCUUCUGCAACAACAAUUGUCUGGAGAACAAUGAUAAUUAGUCAUUUUUUUUUCUUCUUCUUCUUUGUUGUUACUUUGUUGUUAUCUCUAGUUCAAUAUGGUUGUAGUUUGAAGAAGAAAAAAAAAUUUUUUUUUCCAUUCGAUAAGGUUCGUUUUUUUUUGCUGUUGUCUUUGUUCUCAAACACACACACACACACACACACACAAGUUACCUGUAUCUUUUUUCACAGUUUCUGGACGCAAUACACACACACAUAUACAAAGUAAAUAAUAAGUGAUUUAUGUAUGUAUGAUGAUAAUGAUUGACAUUGUUCACGUAUAUAUCAAAAAAAAAGAAAAAAACAAACAAAAUCACAGAGACAUAUUCUUGUGGUUGUGUAUCACAAUCAUCAUCAUCAUCAUCAUUGUUAAUUGAUUUUGUGUGUAUAUGAGGGUGGUGCGAAACAGAAAAAAAAUUGAUGAAAUUUUGGAAUUUCCAUGAUUAAAAAAUUUACAUGUGUUUGUCCUCAACUAACCAACCAAAGACCCACCCACCUUGCAAUAAAUGCCAAAUUUUCUCAGGAAAAAAAACUUUUUUUUUUCGUAUAUAAAUUUAGAUUUUUUUUUCCUUUGAAAAUUCAUACUCAUCAUCAUCAUCGCUGUCAUCAUGUCGAUUGAAGAACAAUUCGAUGCUGCCGUCAAAGUCAUACAAUCAUUACCUAAAGAUGGAUUUUUUCAACCAUCCAAUGAAAUGAGACUUAGAUUUUAUGCAUUUUUCAAACAAGCCACUGAAGGUCCAAAUACAACAAAAAAACCAGCAUUCUAUGAUAUUAUUAAUCGUUAUAAAUGGGAUGCAUGGACAAAAUGUGGUCAAAUGUCACGUACAGAAGCAAUGUUAUUAUAUGUUGAUGAAUUGAAAAAGGUAAUCGAAACCAUAUCAAUGACACAUGAAGUGUCUGAAUUUUUGGAUUUACUUGGACCAUUUUAUGAAUUUUUACCAGACGAUAUGACUAAUGGCAAAACUAAUAAUGGAUCCACAUCCGCUGACACCACCACCACCACCGCCACCACCACCACUAAUACAAUGACAAAAAAAGUUAAUGGUGAAAAUAUUGGCCAAAAUCAAAUAGCUACGACCACCAUCAUUAAUAAUAAUCAUAAUCAUCAUGUUGAACAAGAAAAUUUUACUAUUACCUAUGAUAGUGAUGGUGAUGAAUUUACCGAUACAAUUGAUUCGUCAUUUUCACCACAACAUCAACAAGUACCGAAAAUUUUUUGCAAUACAUUCAAUGAUGAUGAUCAUGAUGAUGAUUCGAUUAUCAAUGCUCAUCAUCAUAGUAAUCGAUCCGAAUCGAAAACAAUAAAUCAAUCAUCGUCAUCCGUAGCAGCAGCAGCAGCAGCACCACCACCAAACGUAUUACUCGAUUUCAAUGAACAAUUAGCUGUGGCAAUAUUUCAGUUACAAAAUUCAUUGGAUCGUAUAACGAAUCGUGUACAUAAAUUGGAACAGCAGCAGCAGCAACAACAACAACAGGUCACCAUCAGACAACAACAACAACAAUCAUCAUCAAUAUCCGGUAUAAAUGAUAACAAUCAAAAUAAUAAUGGCUGGCCAUUUCGUGAAUUACGGCCACAAACAACUUUAUUUAUAUUGACAUGGCCAAUGGCUGUCUUUUUUCUACUCAAUUAUUUGCAACGAAUACGAAAAAAAUGAUUCAAUCAAUCAAUCAAUCAAUCGAUCGAUGGAGAGAAAAAAUUCAUAAUUUUUUUAUUAUUAUUAUUAUUAAACUCAAGUCUUUAGACUUUAUUUGUUACAACAAACAAAAUAGAUAAUCAAAAAUAAUAAACAAACAAAAAAAAAAAAUGCAAAUUUGAAAUUCAUCAUUUGAUUAUAUAAAAUGGUCAAUCAUGUGCUAAAUUAUUAUCAAUUUAUAUCAAUUUAAAAACAUUAAUUUUACUUAUAUUAUAUCAUAUUUCUGUGUUUAUGUAUGGGUGUGUGUACGAUAUAAAUUAUUGAUUUGAUAAUUAUUGAAAUGAUGAUGAUGAUGAUUAGACGAACCAGGAAGAAAUAUUAUAUUUGAUUACAAUUGGAAAAUUUUUUUUUUUUCAAAAAUCUAUUUUUCUUGCUAUAAUUUUCUUCUUUGAUUAUAAUGAU
Dermatophagoides farinae (American house dust mite) is the source of this 2534-nucleotide messenger RNA. NCBI's taxonomy places the organism in Eukaryota, Metazoa, Arthropoda, Arachnida, Sarcoptiformes, Pyroglyphidae. The record is from RefSeq and is a predicted model, not a curated record.